CGACAGGUGAGAAGUUGUGAGGAGGUCGGGUGGGUGAACGGAUUGGCGGCGCACUCGACGAAAGCGCACAGGGGCAUCAGUCAAGGCCGGCCGUGUCCUCUGCUUCCAGGAGAGAGAAAUCCCAAGCCCGUGGCGGACCAAGAUGCUGUCAGUCAUUGGCAUUGGUAUUGGCAUCGUCAUUUGUCGUUUGUUGUUGUCUUGCGUUCCUCGUUCCUUUCCCAGGGCCAUGAAUACCUACGUGUCUCUAGUCUACCUAGUACGUAUCCGUACCGACAGAGAGAUACGGCGGUCAGCCGCCGCAGAACUGCCAACGCUCAUUGGAAUGCCGCUAAUCCGUGUUCAAGAUAUAACCGAUUCGCUCAUCUGGUGGGGGUGAUUCGGAGUUGGCUGGGAAGCUAGGAGCUAAGGUGGUAAAGACAAGUAGCUUUUGAGCCUUGAGUCGUUCGCCUCGACCGAGUGUGUCCCGCGACAAUGUCUCACUCGCUGCGGCACCCGGGCGCAAGGUAAGGUGGGUUGAAGCAAGAAUAGUACUCUGUAGCUCGCCUUCGCUUUACGGUCAGCAUGGCUUCUUCGCAUACUUUGGCG
This is a messenger RNA of Colletotrichum acutatum, 585 nucleotides long. RefSeq lists its product as uncharacterized. Bases 143 to 376 code for a protein of 77 amino acids. Lineage: Eukaryota; Fungi; Ascomycota; Sordariomycetes; Glomerellales; Glomerellaceae. The record is from RefSeq and is a predicted model, not a curated record. The transcript has a single exon.